Messenger RNA from Fusarium musae, 2220 nucleotides. RefSeq lists its product as uncharacterized. NCBI's taxonomy places the organism in Eukaryota, Fungi, Ascomycota, Sordariomycetes, Hypocreales, Nectriaceae. Gene Ontology annotation, molecular function: voltage-gated chloride channel activity. Gene Ontology annotation, cellular component: early endosome; Golgi apparatus; membrane. The record is from RefSeq and is a predicted model, not a curated record. The transcript has a single exon. The coding region runs from base 1 to 2220 and encodes 739 amino acids. Gene Ontology annotation, biological process: chloride transport; transmembrane transport.
AUGGCUUCCGACUCGACGCUUAUAGAAUCAGGUGAAAUGACGGAGACUACUCCCUUGAUACCAUCUCACAAACGCCACAUCAAGGACACUACAUCGAUAAACACUGCCUCACAGCAGGACAGUCUACCAUAUAAUGACUAUCAUACCAUCGACUGGCUUCAAGACCUCGUACAAGAUAGCCUUCGACGCGACAACUCAAAUCUCUAUUCGCGACGCGGCAUACGCUACCGCAUCACCAAGCUAUGGGACGCUUCUCAGGGAUGGAUCGCAGCUUUCCUCAUCGGUCUUCUCACUGCCUCAAUCGCUGCAUUCGUAGAUGUCAGUGUUGAGGUUCUAGCAGAUCUCAAAGAUGGCUACUGUACCAAUAACAUAUUUUCAAGUCGCCGAGCAUGCUGCGCAUCAGAGAUAAACUGCCAGAACUGGAAGCCAUGGACAGAGAGCUACAUGUAUGCAUACGCCAUCUACGUCAGCCUUGCUUUGACAUUUGGUAUCAUCGCUGGAAGCGUCACAGCUACUACGAAGAUGAAUCUCACUGCCGUUCCUCCGGAGAAAAAAGAGUCGUCUGCAAGUCCCGGCGGAAAGGUCAUGUACAUGGCAGCAGGAAGCGGUAUCCCCGAGAUAAAAACUGUAUUGUCCGGCUUCUGCAUCCCUCAUCUCUUCGAUCUCAAAGUUCUCAUCGUCAAGGCCAUCGGAUCAAUCUUCGCAGUCGCGACAGGCAUGUGUUUGGGAAAAGAGGGGCCCUUUGUACACAUCUCAGCUUGUGUUGGAUAUCUUGUCACCAUCUGCAUUCCCAAAUACGCGAGUAAUCAACGAAAACUGAGAGAGAUGCUCAGCAUUGCCUGUUCAGCGGGUUUAUCCGUUGCUUUUGGAGCUCCGAUUGGAGGUGUUCUCUUCAGCUAUGAGGAGAUUAGCACUUAUUUUCCUCGAAGGGUACUCUGGAGGAGCUGUCUUUGUUCAGUGGUGGCGGCGGCUGUUCUCAAGGAACUCAACCCUACGGGAACUGGCAAGCUUGUUUUGUUUGAGACGAACUACGGCGUCAACUAUGAUGCUCUUCACUACCUCGUCUUCAUCAUUCUCGGUGUCUGCGGUGGCAUCUUCGGUGGAGUAUUCUGCAGAGCCAACUUCCUCUGGUCAAAGUCAUUCCGAAAGAUUACGCUCAUUAAGAACAGCCCUGUCUUCGAGUUGGCCCUUGUGACAUUGAUCACAGCGGUUUUACAGUUUCCAAAUAUGUUGAUCAGGGAAACCGGGGAUAUUGUCAUGCAGCGAGUUCUUGUUGACUGCAAUCAUGCUGAGGAGGACUGGAUUUGCCAGCAAGAGGCCCAAACAACCGGCAAGGGCACGUACUACGCUUGGCUGAUUUCCGGGACAUUCGUCAAGCUAUUUUUAACAACCAUUACAUUCGGCUGCAAGGUCCCAUCUGGAAUCAUCAUCCCCGCGAUGGAUGCUGGGGCGCUCUUUGGUCGAAUGAUCGGGCAACUCAUCCCCAACAUCUCGCCAGGGAUCUUCGCCAUGGUCGGGUCAGCAGCCUUCUUGGCGGGAGUUAGCAGAAUGACUGUAAGUCUAGCUGUCAUCAUGUUUGAGCUUACAGGGGAGGUCAACUUCAUUCCGCCUUCCAUGAUCACCAUUCUGACGGCGAAGUGGGUGGCUGAUGCAAUCAGUGCCGAUGGUAUUUAUGAUCUUGCUCAACAUCUUCAAGGACAUCCCUUCUUGGAGGCUGAGGGUGCAAUCGCCAAGGUCAGAGAGUUCAGAGAUAAUGAGGGCACUGCGACGGUCGAUGCUCUUCUUCCUUCAGAAGAUGCCACGGACAACGCUAUUGUGUCUGUCGGUCGGGACUAUCGUGUCCACACAUCAGUACUCCAACACAAGGUCUCUCAUCUUCAAAGCAGCGGCUUAAGUGACUCAGGACUUGUGUUCGUUAACGACAAGGGACUAUGUCACGGCUAUAUCUCGCAAUAUAAACUGGAGCAAGUUCUGCAUAUGAUUGAGAAAACCGAUGGUGUUGAAGAGUCUUGUGAGGUAAGCGUUCUUGAAGGUACUCUAGCGGAGGCGAUUGACAGGAGUCCCCUCACUCUCUCAUCAAAAGCACCACUUGAGUAUGCUGUGGAGAUGUUUGGAAAGCUGGGCGUCAGUUAUUUGGUUGUCACCGAGGAGGAUACGGUGAAGGUGCUGGGGGUUGUGUCGACGAAGCAACUGAUUGCUUUCUUGGAUAUGUUGAAGUAG